Messenger RNA from Carcharodon carcharias (great white shark), 5764 nucleotides. RefSeq names its product KIAA0930 ortholog. Lineage: Eukaryota; Metazoa; Chordata; Chondrichthyes; Lamniformes; Lamnidae. The coding region runs from base 74 to 1348 and encodes 424 amino acids. The record is from RefSeq and is a predicted model, not a curated record. The transcript has 10 exons.
CUUGGGUGUCAGGGAAUUGAAGCGGGCAGGAGGAAGAGAUACCUGCAAUGAGAAGAGUGUUAGAGGGUCAGGGAUGGCAUCCAUUCAGCAGAGCCGAACUGGAGACGAAGGAGAGGACGGCGAGGACGGGUCUCUGCACAAAAUGCUGACGGCGAUAGAGGAGGAGAGGAUCAGAGCAAGCCUCAAGCAGGAGAUGAGUGGGCUGGGCUGUUUCAAAGAUGAUCGGAUUGUCUUUUGGACCUGGAUGUUUUCAACUUACUUCAUGGAGAAAUGGGCCUCGCGACAGGAUGACAUGUUGUUCUAUGUUCGUCGAAAGUUAACCUAUGUUGGUCCGGAGAGUGGUGAUGGAAAGCAGGUUGAAGUUGAAGUUUACCGCAGAGAUUCCAAGAAGCUGCCUGGUCUCGGUGAUCCGGACAUUGACUGGGAGGAGAGUGUUUACCUGAACCUUGUUUUGCAGAAGCUGGAAUAUGUAGUGACAUGUGCUGUAUGCACACGCUCAGAUGGAGGAGACAUUCACAUCCAUAAGAAGAAAUCGCAGCAAGUAUUUGCUUCCCCAAGCAAGCAUCCAAUGGAUAGUAAAGGAGAAGAAUCCAAAAUCAGUUAUCCAAACAUCUUCUUCAUGAUUGACAGUUUUGAGGAGGUAUUCAGUGACAUGUCUGUGGGAGAGGGAGAAAUGGUCUGUGUUGAAUUAGUCGCCAGCGAUAAAAACAACACAUUUCAGGGAGUAAUAUUCCAGGGGUCCAUAAGAUAUGAAGCACUAAAGAAGGUAUACGAUAACCGGGUAAGUGUUGCUGCUAAGAUGGCCCAGAAGAUGUCUUUUGGCUUCUAUAAAUAUAACAACAUGGAAUUUGUCCGAAUGAAAGGCCCCCAAGGAAAAGGGCAUGCUGAGAUGGCUGUGAGUCGUGUUGCAACAGGAGACACGUCACCCUAUGGGACGGAGGAGGGUUCUGAGCCAGACUCACCUCUGCAUGAACAAGUAACUUCCUUCAGCACACCACCAACUCCUGAGCGCAACAAUCGUCCGUCCUUUUUCUCUCCUUCAUUACGCAGAAAAACACCCAAAAAUCGGAUGGCAGAAAUGAAGAAGUCUCAUUCAGCCAAUGACAGUGAGGAAUUCUUCAGGCAUGGCUCAGACAAUGCAGACUCGGAAGAUAUGCAUGGUGUGUCCAACUUACGAUCUCGUUCUUUGUCUGGGACGGGAAGGUCCUUGGUUGGAUCCUGGUUAAAGCUAAAUCGAACUGAAGAAAAUUUUCUACUCUAUGCACACCUCACUUAUGUUACAUUACCAAUGCAUCGCAUCACAACAGAUAUUCUAGAAAUACGGCAGAAACCAAUUUUGAUGACAUAGCAGACAGCAGGCACUGCCUUACAAACUUGCAGCCAAGUGCCUAACCGCAACUGGAUUCUUGACAACACUACCACCUAGUGUCGGGAUGGAAGGGAAGUUUAUUAGAAUACCAGCCAAUCAAAGUGCCUCGUUCACCCUGCCCACAGGACAUCACCAGUGUUCAUUUUCCAAUCACACUGUGUUUGUGUUUUGAUAGAGUCCAGUUAGGAGCUGCUUCUUACUAAGAAACCUAUAUUCAAUGCUUCAUGAACAAUUUCUGAAGACAAUUACUUUGUACCUAGCAACAACAGUAAAAGAGAAUAAAAGGUGGGGGUGUGGGGGGGAGGGAAAUUAUUUGCUGAACUUUAUAUUAAACAAAAGACUUCAAAUUAAUUAAAGCUUCAAAAAAGUGUUCGGUACAUAGCACAGUUUUCUCCCCAUACUCUAUUUUUUGUCAAAGAACCAUUUGAUUUGCGCACUUAUAUCCAGUAAUAUCGGGUAAUUCUUGCUCACUUUUUAAAAAUGGGGUGAAGGUACAACAGAAGACAUGGAAUCACUGGGACCUCACAGUUUUAUCAAAUUUUGCAGAUCAAUUCUAAUAAUCAAUGGGAUUUUCUGGGGAAUGGGGUGGGGAAUGGCCUCCGUUUUUUUGCAAGAAGACAGUGUUGAUUUUUUUGCCAAACCUGGGGUGUUCAGAAAGGGAAACAAACAUUUGGGAAACGUUUUGUGCUGCUUGUAUACUGCAGGCAAGUGUUGGUUGUUGCAUUCCACCUUUGUGCACAUCAGGUUUUAAAUGUGUUUCGUGGAAACCGUAUCAAUGAAUGUUAUUACAGAAUCCUAUUCCUGGAAUAUUUAUUUGCAUGUGGUGAAAUUGAACUUUUUCCUUAGUCCACUAGUCUGGAUGGCUGCCAUCAUGAUCAUACUGUUAAGAUGUGAUUUGAGUGACACAUUCUUGAAAGUUCUCGUUGUGACCUUGGGUCACUCUAGCUGGUGAGCGAUCUGUGAGAAGAUUGUUCUACUGUGGGAACCCUGCAACAUUGCAAUAGGUUCUCUCAGCAGCCAACUGUGGUGAGGCAUCUGGAGAAUGGUUGAGUAAAGAAUAUUGAGAUGCUUUUACACAAGCUGGACCAUAUAAUUAAUGAAUAAAUGAAAUAUGGGGGGGGGGGGGGAAAGGGAAUCUUUCCACCUUGAGAUUCUUAAUUCUGUUUUUCUCCAACUGGAGUCUUUGUACCGUCAUAACCUGUGACUUAUCAAUGUAGACACUCUCUUUUAAUUUGUUUUCUUGAUCCAGCCAAAUUGAACUAAAUAUUGGCCAACAGCUUGUUGGAAAAGGGUCACUGCAGCUAUUUGAAUUGUUCACCAAAGCCUGUGUGCCAAGUUUCAUUUUGUUAAAAUUUCCACUACUUCUGUUCUCCGGGAAACGUGAUGACUGCAGGCUUUACUUUGGCCUGUCCUCUUUCUCUGCAGCAGCUAGAUUGGCCUUGUUUUCAGUGUUAAUUGUAUUGUUAAAUUGUUAGAUUGAAAAUGCUUGAAUGGCAUAUUUCUGCUGUGAACAGCUAGGAUUGCCACCUUUUGCUGCACCCAAGUGCAGACCAAGGACACAAUAGGGGCAGAUUGAGAUCAUGGCUUAAGCUUGAAUACUUAUCAUGUUGUUGAUUUAAAAAAAGAUAACCUUUUUUGCAGAUUUUGAUUUAAUGACUAAUAUUUCCACAUCAUAAAACAUAUAAAACAAUAGAGGAGAAAUGGACUUCUAAGUUUUAUUGGAAAAUAGACCAGUUUUUUUGUUUUUCAUGUUAGAAGUUUCUGAACGCAUCAUUCAGAAACUGAACAGGUGGCAGCCCUGUGCAGAGCAACAUAGAAAUGUAGUGGUUGGGAUGAAAUUAGGUUAGCUUCAGUCUGUCUCUCUUGAAGGAUCCAGAUUUUCUGAAGGAGCCCUUGACAUCUAGGCAAAAAGAACAUAAGCUGACACAGCGAAACCGUACUAAUCCCAAUCAAUGUGAGAGAACUAAGGAUUUUGAAAGGGAAUGUUCAAUGUACCCUGUACGUAUAAAUAAGCUCAUCCAUUUCACUACCAAAAAAGAACCUAGAUUGGAUUUGUAAUAUUUUAGUGUUUUUGUUUUAAAUGGAUUGUGUUGUAUAGUAUAUUUUAUUUUGUUUGCUAUGAAGCUUUAUUUUCUGCUAAUCGGCAUUUUUGUAAAGGAGUAAGUGUGGCACCCAGCACUUGUGCUGUUUGAAGUGGUGAUGGGACCAGUAUAAUUUUAUUUUUUAUUUGUUUCCAGGAUGUGGGCAUCAUUGAUUGCCCAUAUCUAAUUGCCCUUGAGAAGGUGAUGGUGGGCAGCCAUCUUGAGCGGCUUAGUCCACAUUGAAUAGAACAGGAGGCCCAGAGAACAAUUGCUUUUGUGGAGACAAUAGCCACCAUUUUGUAAUGACUGCCAACUUCAUUGGUUCAUUUGGUCAGUGCCAUCUUUGCUGGACAGAGCUCCGUGUGAAAUGUAGAUUUUUUUCUAAAAUGGUAGCCUGGCUUUUGGUCAGAAAACAAUACCUAAGUCACCAUGAUGUGUGGCCAUUACAUCCUUUAUUGUUUACAAUAGAUGGUAAGUGGCUCAUAAACAUGAAUCAAGUCUUUGUUUGUUGAUGUAUGCAGAUUUUUGCUCCUAUUUUAACAGCCCCACAUACACUGCUGAAUGAGCCACAGAUUUGUUUUAUAGUGCCGUAGAAGGUCUAAUACCGGCCUAAAACAGUCCAAGUUCUUUUAAUAUGUUGCCUCUCUUCUAGCCGUACAGCACUAGAUUCCUUUCGUGGGAACCAGUCUUCCAAUCAUACUCUCAGUUCACAUUUGUGCACUGUUAUUAGGUAGCAGUAAUGUUUAGGAGACAUGAUAAAUCAGCAAGAAGCCAGGAAAUGUCAUUUUCUGAAUUUGGAAAAUUUUAACAAGGCCAGCAAGAAAUCUGUGGCUGAAAUCACUCUUGGCUCUUGGCAGAGGGAAGAGAAUGUGAUUAUAAGAAAUAAAAAUAGAAAAUGCUGAAAAUACUCAGCAAGUCAGGCAACAUCUGUGGAGAGGGAAACAAAAUUAAAGUUUCAGACUGAAAAUCUUUCAUCAGAGAUGAUUAUAAGAAACUGACAAGAGAUAGAAAGACUCUCAAAAUUGUAUUAAAAAGAAACAAAGGUCUUCCUAAACGUUUGAUUAACUGCAAUCACGUUUUCUCUAUGAUAAUUCUUAUUUCUUCUUUUUUUAUAUACUGAGAUUUAAGUGACUGGCGCAGUCCAAUAUGGCUGUUCAGAUGUUCAGGUUUCUGCUUGGUACAUUUAUUGCCUACACAAUGCUCCUGCCUCUCCUUGCACAUCCAAUAAUUUUCACAAAUUCUCUUUCCAAAUACUGAGAUUUCUAAUUUAGUAUAUGUUUGGUAGGUGUCUUUCAGGGAAUUAAAUUAGAAUGUUCCAAUUACAAGGCAGUAUAAUGGAAACCAUUUACAAAUUGUUCUUUUUGAGUUUUUGACUGGGCAAGUAUUUAAUUGGAGGUAAAUAUUGAUUGAACAGCUGAUUCUCCUCCCAUGAGAGGAAAAAGCAGCAGUUUAAUAUGACUGGAACAGUUCCACUGAGCAUCAAAGUCAGACCGAAGAAGAUACUCUAACUAUUCUGUGGGCAGUAACUUUAAAGAGAGUUAGGAGCUGUGCCAUAAAGGCAUAGUUUCUACAGCAUCUAAACAGAAUCUGAAGAAAAUACCAUUUUACCAAUACUGAAGAAUUUUAAACACCAUACAUGUUUAUGGAAACUGCAUGUGGUCUUUUUUUGGUAUGUUAACUUUCAGGUUGGAUAUUUGCACCUAUUCAUACUUAACACAAACACCUACAUGAUUCAUAUUUGUGGAUGUUCUGCUAAUUAUGUUUAUUUUUUUUAUUGUUACCUCUCCAAAUGCAACAUUUAACUCUUAAGAAAGUGAGUAUUAGGUUUUUGAUUGGUCACUGAGGUUCUCUUUUGGUAAGUAAGUUGUCUCUGAGACAUUGAAGAGAAUUGACUGGCUACUUUAGUUGCUAAAGAUACACAUUCACUACUUUAAAUGCUGAAAUGCUCCCACAAACUGCAGAUUUUUCUUUUAGAGCAAAAAAAAAAGCAUUUAAAAAUGUAAUCUGUUCUAGGUAAUGAAAAAGAGAGAAAUUAUAACUGAUAUAUACAUACUGUAUGCUUUAAGAUGAAUUGUUCAAAAAUGCUGGUUCAUUUGUUCUCCUGUCAAUUUUCAUGAUUAAUAUUCUUUUAUUUACUUACAUUGAAGACUUGUGCAGUUCCACAGGACUAGAUCAAAACCGCCUGCUGAAUGUUACCUAACUCUCUUGAUACCAUAGGCAUUGAAAGUGCUUCUAAGGACAGGACACACAAUAAUAUAGAGAUGCCCAGCUUAGCAAGGAGUAGUGCUUUGUAUCUGUAACAAAAACAGAAUUA